AUGAGGAUCUGUCUGAGCGCCUCCUGGUCCUUCCCAGCUCUGCACUCUACUGGCGCCAUUCGGGUGGGGCAGGGUCAUAGUUACCUCUAUGAGCAGGCCCGGCCACCCGGCCUUUUCAAUGCCCCAUCUCCCCCUCACCCUCGGGCCUCCCACCUGCUGGUGUCCUUCAGCAGCCUGGGCCUCUCCUGCCCUGCUGUCCUGUCCAAUCAGCCCGCUGACAGGGAGGGAGAGCCUGUGAAAUCCCACCUCUCAGCUGUUCUCACGGAGCUGGAGACACUCUACACCACCCCUCCCCUGCUCCACCCAGGUAUCAUUCAAUUUCAGCGCAAUUCGCGUCCUCAGAUCUUCCCAGGGGACAUCAUAGAGUUUCCCCGGAGCAAACACUUCUCUCACUUUGGCAUCUACUACGGAGAGAGAGACGGGGUACCUUAUGUGGCUCACCUGACAUCACGGGACUCGGACGCAAAGCUCCUCCUGUACGGUAGAGCCCUGAAGUCCAGCUUGAAGCUGGACCCGCUGGACCUGGUUGGGAAGAAAUACAAAGUGAGCAACUAUCUAGACGACAAGCACACUCCACGGGAUUUCUACGCGCUGAUCAAGCCGGAGAUCGACGAAGCCAUGGGCAAAAUGGUGACCUACGACAUCCUGUUUCACAAUUGUGAGCAUCAGGCCACUCUCUUCCGCUAUGGAGUGAAGAAAUCAAUGCAGAUUGACAAAAUCUACACCAAGAUUUUCCCCACCUGGAAAGAACUAUUUGAGAAGAAAAAGUUGUGA
This is a messenger RNA of Megalops cyprinoides (Indo-Pacific tarpon), 774 nucleotides long. RefSeq names its product phospholipase A and acyltransferase 1-like (gene plaat1l). NCBI's taxonomy places the organism in Eukaryota, Metazoa, Chordata, Actinopteri, Elopiformes, Megalopidae. The transcript has 6 exons. The record is from RefSeq and is a predicted model, not a curated record. Gene Ontology annotation, molecular function: A2-type glycerophospholipase activity; glycerophospholipid phospholipase A1 activity. Gene Ontology annotation, cellular component: cytoplasm. Gene Ontology annotation, biological process: N-acylphosphatidylethanolamine metabolic process. Bases 1 to 774 code for a protein of 257 amino acids.